Molecule: messenger RNA, 2648 nt
Organism: Nestor notabilis (Kea)
Lineage: Eukaryota; Metazoa; Chordata; Aves; Psittaciformes; Psittacidae
Product: ovotransferrin-like
Exons: 17
Coding region: 302-2446 (714 amino acids)
Biological process (GO): antibacterial humoral response; iron ion transport
Cellular component (GO): recycling endosome; plasma membrane; early endosome
Source: RefSeq, a predicted model, not a curated record
GAAGCCCCUUGGAAAAAGAAAAACACCUUGCCCUGCUCUGACUCCCGCCUGCAAAAGGGUUCAGUGCCAAAUUGAAAGGCUUCCUAAAAAUGGGCUGAUCCAGGGAGGGGGGCGAUUUAGGAGCUAUUGAGAAACAAGGAAGAACAAACAGUGUUAGGUCAUUGCUUCUGCAAACACAGCCAGAGCUGUUCUUCUAUAAAAGGGGGAGAAAGCAGCUCCAGAGCCAUCACAGACUUGGAGGGGACAGUCUGUGACCAAGGAUACUGCACCCCCUCCUCGGCACCUGACUCCCUGCCCAAGUAUGAAACUCAUACUCUCCACUGUGCUGUCCUUUGGGAUAGUGGCCCUGUGUUUUGCUGCUCCCCAAAAGGCCAGCAUCAGAUGGUGCACAAUAUCCUCAGCAGAAGAGAACAAAUGCCAUAGCCUAAGGGACCACAUGCAACAAGAGAACGUUGCAUUGGGUUGCCUGCAGAAAGCAACGUACCUUGACUGCAUAAAAGCCAUUUCGAAUAAUGAAGCAGAUGCCAUCAGCUUGGACGGUGGUCAGGUUUUUGAGGCAGGCCUUGCCCCCUACAAGCUGAAGCCCAUUGUUGCUGAGGUCUACGAGCAAAAUGGAGGCUCCACAACCAGCUACUAUGCUGUGGCAGUCGUGAAGAAAGGAACAGGCUUCACAAUAAAUGACUUGCAGGGCAAGACCUCAUGUCACACAGGCUUGGGCAGGUCUGCUGGCUGGAACAUCCCGAUUGGGACACUCCUCCGCCAGGGACAUAUCAAGUGGGAUGGCAAAGACUCAGGCUCCAUUGAGCAAGCGGUGGCCAACUUUUUCUCUGCCAGCUGUGUGCCUGGUGCCACUACUGAACAAAAGCUGUGCCGUCAGUGUAAGGGGGACUCCAAAACCAAAUGCUCCCGCACGGCACCUUAUUCUGGAUAUUCUGGAGCUUUUCACUGUCUGAAAGAUGGAAAAGGAGACGUGGCUUUUGUGAAACACACAACUGUUCAAGAAAAUGCCCCAGAUGAGAAGGAUGAGUAUGAGCUCCUGUGUCUGGAUGGCAACCGUCAGCCUGUGGACAACUACAAAGCCUGUCACUGGGCUAAGGUGCCUGCUCAUGCUGUUGUGGCUCGAGAUGAUAGCAAGGUUGAUGACAUAUGGAACUUCCUGUCAAAAGCACAGGAAAAAUUUGGUGUAGGCACAAGCAGCUCCUUCCAGCUCUUUGGGCCACCUGGCAAGAAGGACCCAGUCCUCAAAGACUUGCUUUUCAAAGACUCUGCUAUCCAGCUGAAGCGUAUCCCGGCACUGAUGGAUUCCCAGCUCUACCUGGGCUUUGAGUACUACACUGCCAUCCAGAGCAUUCAGAAAGGUACGCAGGACAUUAAACACUACCAGCUGAACCCCAACCGCAGAGAAAACAAGACACGGUGGUGUGCAGUAGGCAAGAACGAGAAGAGCAAGUGUGACCUCUGGAGUGUGGUGAGCAACGGGGACGUGGAGUGCGUCGUGGCAGACAAUACCAGGGACUGCAUCAUUAAGAUCAUGAAAGGUGAAGCAGAUGCUAUCAGCUUAGAUGGAGGUUUUGUCUACACUGCUGGUGUGUGUGGCUUGGUGCCAGUGAUGGGAGAAGUCUAUGAGGAUGACAGUCAAUGCAACAAAGCAGAAGGAGAACCAGCAUCCUACUUUGCUGUGGCUGUUGUGAAGAAAUCUGACGGUGAUAUCACAUGGAACAAUCUGCAGGGUAAGAAGUCAUGCCACACUGCUGUUGGGAGAACUGCUGGUUGGAACAUCCCCAUGGGCUUGAUUCACAACAGGACUGGGAGCUGCAAUUUUGAUGAAUACUUCAGUGAGGGCUGUGCUCCUGGGUCUCCUCCUAACUCCCGCCUCUGCCGACUCUGCAAGGGCUCAGGGAGGGUCCCGCCUGAGAAGUGCGUUGCCAGCAGCCAUGAGAAAUACUACGGAUAUACUGGCGCUUUCCGGUGUCUGGUCGAGGAGGGGAAUGUGGCCUUUAUUAAGCAUUCAAUUGUCGAGGAAAACACUGAUGGCAAAAAUAAAGAAGACUGGGCCAAAAAUCUGAAAAUGGACCAAUUUGAAUUGCUGUGCACUGACGGGAGACGGGCAAAUAUCAUGGAUUAUAGGGACUGCCACCUGGCCAAAGUUCCGACCCAUGGUGUAGUCACCCGUCCUGAGAAAGCUAAGAAAGUCCGUGAGCUGCUGGAGAGACAAGAGAAACUAUUUGGAACAAAAGGAAUUGAGAAAGAAAGGUUCAGUAUGUUUCAGUCUCAAACCAAGGACCUUCUGUUUAAAGACUUGACCAAGUGUCUGGUCAAACUCCGCGAUGGCAUAACGUACAAGGAAUUCCUUGGAGAUCAGUACUAUGCUUCAGUUUCUAGCCUCAACACCUGCAAUCCAUCAGAUCUCCUCCAGGUGUGCACCUUCCUUGAGGACAAGCAGUGAGAUGGGAAGGACCCCUGCUGGAGGGGGAGAAAACUUCAAGCAAUGACUCCUCUUGUGCCCUCAGCAUCCAACACUGACCUGCAGAGGGCUCUUUACCUUCACUGCUUUCUCUGCCCUUCCUCAUCACUCUGAAAGUGGCUGUUGGAGACUUCACUGUUCUCUGCUGCCAUCACAGCAAAAAAUAAAAUCUCAAAUCUAAACA